AUGGCACUCAAUUCUCCAUUCAACUACGAGAUUCACGGUGCUCAUCGACACUACGAUUAUCGAUAUCCAAAUGGUGAAGAGAGAGAUGAAAUGCAGAGAAUGAAUUUGCAACCAUACUGGGCUCGAAAAGAGAUGGAUCGAAGAGAUGAUAAUGUGCUGGACAACCAUGAGAAGUUCGCCGUUCAGUUGAACGUUUCGAAUUUCAAGCCAGAAGAGCUCAAGGUUUCACUUGUCGGUCGUCAUUUAUGCGUUGAAGGGCAUCAUGAGGAGAAAAAAGAUGGUCAUGGGAUGAUUUCCAGAUCCUUUAAACGAUCGUAUUUAUUGCCAAAGGAUUGUGAUUUGGAUGGAGUGUCAUCACAUGUUUCUGAUCAUGGAUUGCUUAGUGUUCAAGCACCGAAAUUUCAUCCAAAUGAAGGCGAAGGUCGUGCGAUUCCGAUUCAAAGCGGAAAA
Mesorhabditis belari is the source of this 450-nucleotide messenger RNA. The record is from the annotation of a GenBank genome assembly. NCBI's taxonomy places the organism in Eukaryota, Metazoa, Nematoda, Chromadorea, Rhabditida, Rhabditidae.